CGCGCGGACGAAGAUGCUUGUGCUCGAGCUGAGCGUGUGCUUGGCCGUUGCCAGCGUCAUCGCAGCUUCAAACGCCGUACACGCGGAUCUCAACGGCACCGUGGAGGCGGAUGGAGCGCGAGGACAAACGACGCUGGGCGACAUGUUCAGGGAGGUGGAGGAGCUGAUGGAGGACACGCAGCACAAACUGGAGGACGCGGUACAUCAGAUGGACAAUGAAAGUGCAAAAUCCAGCCAACAUGUCCAGAACUUCGCCUCACAUUACAACAACGAAAGCAGUUCAGAGACUGUUCUCGGAAAUCAAUCCGCCCCGGCUGUGGAGAAGAUCGAUAAGAUUUCAGAGAAUAGAACUGAGGAGAUCCGCAUCUCCAGAACCAUUAUCCAGACCAGCGGAAAGGAAAAUGAUACCGACCAUGAAUGCAUCAUUGAUGAGGACUGUGAAAAGGGCAGAUACUGUCUCUAUGAGGUGAACCGCUCCAAAUGUCUGGCCUGCAAGGAGGUGGAUGAGACCUGUACAAAAGAUGAGGAGUGCUGUGAGGAUCAGCUGUGUGUGUGGGGUCAGUGCACGAAGAACACCACCAAAGGAGAAGCGGGCACCAUCUGCGAAUACCAAAGGGACUGCAGCCGCGAUCUGUGCUGUGCUUUCUACAAAGCUCUGCUCUUUCCAGUGUGCGUCUCCAAGCCGACCGAGCGCGAGCGCUGCCUUGUCUCAGCCAAUCAUCUGAUGGAGCUGUUAUCGUGGGAUUUGGAAGGCGAGGGGCCAAGAGAGCACUGCCCCUGCGCUGGGGGCCUAGAGUGCCAACAUCUGGGCCGUGGCUCCUUGUGCUUGAAAGGCCAGAGCUCCAGCGAAGAAGACCUGUCAGACACUCUGUACUCCGAGAUCGACUACAUCGUCUAAAGACUGAAGCGGAACCUGCUCAGGUUGAAGAGCCAAUCGGAGGGAUGAUAGUGAUCCUCUAGUUAUCUUUGCGAUCUGCGCUAUACUUGAAUACUUCAUUGCCCUUGAAAGUCUUUAGCAGUGAGCUGUGCACUCGUUAGGAAACCACUACUCGGACAUAGUUUGGCCACCAUAAACCUAAAGCUACAGCUUGAUCUCCAUACUGUGCUUCGACUAAUGCUGAAACUUAUAGGCAAGACCAAGACCAAGACCAAGACCAAAGCAGUAGAUCUUAGCACGGUUAGUACCCAUAUGUUAAAGCCCAUGCGGGGCUCAGGGAGAGAAGUAAUUGUAUAAAAAUGUACAUAUCUAAGGCUACAUGGUUGGUCAUUGGCAUUACAGCUGAAUUCCACUAAUUGUUCGAAAUUUCUGCGUAGUUAAAUCGUAAAGACGUAAACAAUGUCAUCCAGAGUGGUUUGCUGUGAAAUUCACCAUUUUAAAGAAACUCAGAGUCAGAAUGGCUCACAGUGGUGUUGAUGGGAACCAGAGGUCUGACGUGUUUAAUGCCUCUAAAAGCUCCCUCACAGUUAUUACAUGAUGGUUACGAAUGCACAAUAGAUUUGUGAAAAGGUUUGAGCCUAGAAUAUAUUUGAGAAAAAAAAAAACAUUUAUGGCGGAGAGAUACUGUAGGGAAUUAUGAGGCAAAAUAGUCCCCAAAGAAUUACCACCAUUACUAUCAUCAACAUUAUAUAUAAAACUCAGAACACAUGCAUAGGUUAACUGAUCAACUCUGGUCAGUAAAGGAGAGGCUAUGUUUGUGUUGUAGACUUCACAACCUCUGGUUCCCAUCACUGCCACUGUAAAGAAUUCUGAGUCAGUUCAUUUCUGUACAGUGAACCAUUUCACAUCAGAACACUGUGUUUAUAUGUCAACAAAUUAAUUAUGCAAGAAUUUAUUAAAAAAGCAGUGGAACUCCCCUUUAAAGAAUGAGUAGUACAGAAUUGUAUGUUCCUAUUUAGACUCUUCAAAGCAGCAUUACUCAUACAAAUGUCUCAAUACUGUGAAAUGAAACCUUGUAAAAGUGAAUAAAAUGUGGAAAAGU
Colossoma macropomum (tambaqui) is the source of this 1979-nucleotide messenger RNA. RefSeq names its product dickkopf WNT signaling pathway inhibitor 3a (gene dkk3a). The transcript is spliced from 7 exons. The coding region runs from base 14 to 898 and encodes 294 amino acids. Gene Ontology annotation, cellular component: extracellular region. NCBI's taxonomy places the organism in Eukaryota, Metazoa, Chordata, Actinopteri, Characiformes, Serrasalmidae. Gene Ontology annotation, molecular function: co-receptor binding; receptor antagonist activity. Gene Ontology annotation, biological process: multicellular organism development; negative regulation of canonical Wnt signaling pathway. The record is from RefSeq and is a predicted model, not a curated record.